GACAAACAAAAAUGCCAACUGGUAAAGUUCUGCAGCCAGUCCUAAAGAUGAAAGUGGAUGAAUUGUUCCUGUGCUGGUUGAGUGAGACCAACACCCAAGUGAUGCUCAAGGACUGCUUGAAAAGAAUCAAGAAUACUGAAAGGAUAGAAAUUGGUAGAGGAAAUGCUGGAGAGAGUGAACCUUUCUUGACUACUAAAAUCGCUAACUCCAAGCAAAAUAUAUUAGAUAAUCUGAUGGCUCCCUUGGUGACACCUUCUAGUCCUUGUGUUUCCACUGCAUUGCCCCUGGGUACUUCAACUAGUUCCAGAAGUGGGCCACAUGUUCGAGGGACUCGUAGAUCUACAGGGACAAGAGUAGUUCAAACAAAGAAAGAGGAGCCUCUACCAUCAGCAGUGAGCCAAAGCAUUCCAACAUUUUAUUUUCCUAGAGGAUGUCCAAAAGAAAAAGUAAAUAUAGAUGCUGUAAUUACUAAGAUAGAGAAGACUUUUUCUCAGUUUCCAAAUGAGAGAGCAACUUUAGAAGAUAUGGGCAAAGUUGCAAAGGCCUGUGGAUGUCCACUUUAUUGGAAAGGGCCAUUGUUUUAUGGUGCUGGGGGAGAACGAACUGGAUAUGUGUCUGUUCAUAAGUUCAUUGCAAUGUGGAGAAAAAUCCUUCAGAAUUGCCAUGAUGAUGCUGCAAAGUUCAUUCAUCUUUUAAUGAAUCCUGGAUGCAACUAUUUGGUGCAGGAAGAUUUCAUUCCAUUUUUACAAGAUGUAGUGAAUACUCAUCCUGGUUUAUCAUUUUUAAAGGAAGCAUCUGAAUUUCAUUCUCGGUAUAUUACCACAGUUAUACAACGGAUUUUUUAUACAGUAAAUAGAUCCUGGUCUGGGAGAAUCACUUGUACUGAACUGAGAAAAAGCAGUUUUUUGCAGAAUGUUGCACUAUUGGAAGAGGAAGCUGAUAUUAACCAGUUGACAGAAUACUUCUCUUAUGAACAUUUUUAUGUCAUUUAUUGUAAAUUCUGGGAACUAGACACUGACCAUGAUCUCUUUAUUGAUCCAAAGGACUUAGCCAGACAUAAUGACCAUGCUAUAUCCAGUAGGAUGAUUGAGAGAAUAUUCUCAGGAGCAGUGACAAGGGGCAGAAAAGUACAGAAAGAAGGGAAAAUUAGCUAUGCUGAUUUUGUCUGGUUUUUGAUAUCAGAAGAAGACAAAAAAACCCCAACCAGUAUCGAAUAUUGGUUCCGCUGCAUGGAUCUUGAUGGAGAUGGAACAUUAUCAAUGUAUGAGCUGGAAUAUUUCUAUGAGGAACAGUGCCAAAAACUGGAUAAUAUGGCUAUUGAACCUCUACCAUUUGAAGAUUGUCUUUGUCAGAUGUUAGAUCUUGUGAAACCACAAAGUGAAGGAAAGAUAACUCUCCAUGAUUUAAAGAAAUGUAAAUUAGCAAAUGUUUUUUUCGAUACAUUUUUCAACAUUGAGAAAUAUCUUGACCACGAACAGAAAGAUCAGAUUUCUGUAAUUAGGGAUGCUGAAAGUGAAGGCCAAGAGCUCUCUGACUGGGAGAAAUAUGCUGCUGAAGAAUAUGAUAUUCUAGUGGCUGAAGAAGCAGCUGGUGACCAAUGGAAUGAUGGGGAUUCUGACUUCUCUGACUACUAGCCUGCACAAAGGUCUAGAGUAAGGAAUUACUCAGAGAAAAGGUAUUUAAGAAGUUGGGGUUCCUCCAUUCAUGGCUGGAGGCUGAUGGCUGGCGGCUGUAUGCUGGACGCUGGAUUCUUUGAGAUGACAGUCUCCUCCAGCCCUGGGACCAACAUGGAUUCCUUGGUCUCAGUAUAUCCUUAUCUCUGUCUGACUGGAUAAUUUGAGACAAGAGUCCUGUCCAGUCAAUUUUACUCUCCCAUUAAUAAAAUAUUAAAAACUCUCUGAUAUCUCUCCUGCCUCAGUUUCUCCGGCAUUACAGAAUCCAAGGUUGUGAAUGUGAAUGACUGAAAAAAUACUAGUGUAUCCACUGAGUCUGAGAUAGUUUGAUGACCAGUUUGAAAUGUCCAGUCCUGACUAUACUCUGAUCCAAUGACCCUGACUUCUUGCUAUAUCUCAUACGAGACACAUUUUCUGACUGCAUUUUCAGUGGCCAGCUCCCAUGGAAUUCUCUUCCUCCUCAUCUCUUGCUUUCCUUAGCUUCCUUCAAGUCCCAAAUAAAAAAACCACAAGAAGCCUUCUCUGAUCCUUCUUAAUGCUAUGCUUGCUAAUGGCUCUCUUCUGUUGAUGUUUUCCCCGGUUUAUUUUGCAUAUUGUUUUGUGAAUAAUUGUUUGCUUCUUAUCUCCUUCUAAAUUGUGAGUUCCUUGACAUUAGGAACUGUUUUAUUGCUAAGUUUGGGGAGUUGUUAUUAUUUUUUUGCCUUUCUUUUAUCCCUACCACAGUUCUUGGCACAUAAUAGAUAAUUAUAAAUGCUUCUCAACUUGACACUAGAGCUAAGGAAAGAGACACUAUCGCUGAGUUAUAGAUCUUGCAGUAAUUUGCAAGAGAUGUAAACUGAACUCAUGGAAACUUGUGAGGUAACCAGAUGAAUAGUGAAGAAAAAUAAAAAGGCACAGGACAGUCUUAGUUGUAUAUUCACAUUUCUGAGUAUGAUAUGGACAGUGAACCAAGCAAAGGAGAACGAAGAAUAGUUGGGCAGGUAGAAGAUAUAGGAGAACAAUGUUCUGAAAACCUAAAUGUCCAAAAGGAAGAACUGGUCACUAGUAUCACAUUCUAGAAAGAAGUUAAGAAGAAUGAGAAUUGAGGAGAGGCCAUUAGAUUGUGCCAAUAAGAUAUCACUGGGAGAUUUCCCAGUCACAUGAGCAACAAGAUUUAGAACUAGAUAUUUUUUCCUAAUAUGUAUGACCUCUCCAAAACAGAAAUUAUGUACCAAAAAUAAAGCAACUUCAGCAUUCUUCAUUGCCUAGGACACCUAGAAUCCAAAAUAAUGUUUUUGAAGACACAAAAACUUAUGAACUCACACUCACUGACCUUGAACUCACUCAGCACCCCUCCCCCACUUACUUUACUAUUAGCAUUGAGGCUGCACUAACAGACCCAAAGAUCCAAAUGGGCUUACAAUCUUGUACUCGGUCCUUUCCAUAUAUAAAGAUACUCAAUUCCAGGCUGAAGAAGUCUGGCCAGGCCAGAGUAAAAUAUAUGGGUGGCAUAGUAAAAAAAAAAAAAAAAAAAAAAAAAAAAAAA
Messenger RNA from Antechinus flavipes (yellow-footed antechinus), 3198 nucleotides. It is a transcript of the gene PPP2R3B, whose product is annotated as protein phosphatase 2 regulatory subunit B''beta. The transcript is spliced from 14 exons. Gene Ontology annotation, biological process: protein dephosphorylation. Gene Ontology annotation, cellular component: protein phosphatase type 2A complex. The record is from RefSeq and is a predicted model, not a curated record. Lineage: Eukaryota; Metazoa; Chordata; Mammalia; Dasyuromorphia; Dasyuridae. Bases 12 to 1634 code for a protein of 540 amino acids. Gene Ontology annotation, molecular function: protein phosphatase regulator activity; calcium ion binding.